CUCACCGACCGCCACUCCACGGCCGCCACCGACGCGGCGCACGCGGAGCAGAACCGCCUCCGCCGCGAGCAGGAGCCCGCCUACCAGAUCACCUUCACCUGCAAGCCGUGCGGCGGGCGGUCGUCGCACCGCAUGUCCAAGCACGGCUACCACCGCGGCACCGUGCUGAUCCAGUGCCCCACCUGCAGCAAUCGGCACGUCAUCGCCGACCACCUAAACAUCUUCUUCGACGAGAAGAGCACCCUCGAGGAUAUCCUGGCGCGCCAGGGGGACAAGCUGAUGCGCGGGUACACCAAUGGGGAUAUGGAGUUCUGGGAGAAUGGGGAGGUGAAGGAGGCGGAGGCUGCGGAUGGAAAGAACAAGGGUGAGGCUGGGCAGGCGCAGGGU
Molecule: messenger RNA, 387 nt
Organism: Aspergillus aculeatus ATCC 16872
Lineage: Eukaryota; Fungi; Ascomycota; Eurotiomycetes; Eurotiales; Aspergillaceae
Product: DNL-type zinc finger protein
Exons: 1
Biological process (GO): protein stabilization; protein import into mitochondrial matrix; protein folding
Cellular component (GO): mitochondrion
Molecular function (GO): zinc ion binding; protein-folding chaperone binding
Source: RefSeq, a predicted model, not a curated record